Messenger RNA from Spodoptera frugiperda (fall armyworm), 6144 nucleotides. RefSeq lists its product as uncharacterized. Bases 1743 to 4133 code for a protein of 796 amino acids. The transcript has 2 exons. The record is from RefSeq and is a predicted model, not a curated record. NCBI's taxonomy places the organism in Eukaryota, Metazoa, Arthropoda, Insecta, Lepidoptera, Noctuidae.
CAUUUUCAAAAAAAGUGUACCCCCGGAUUUUGCCUUGUCCCUCGACUUUGUUGAUUUAUUUUUUUGAGAUGAAUAACUUUUAGCAGAAUAUAUUAAUUUAAGUGACAAGAAAAUAUAUUUAAAUAGAUAUAGAAAUUGUCGCUAUGUUGUUACUUUGCUAAAUAUAAAACUUACGAAGAUUUUAAAAUAUUGAAGACCAUCAAAUAUACCUGUCCCCUUACCAACUAAGAUAAGAUAUGAUUGAUUUAAAAAAAAAUCCAGUCUAAUUUAGUGAUUUCUAUAUAUAAUUUAAAUUCUUAAAAGUCGAAUUUAUCAGUUAAAGGUAUCAAUGAUAUAUUUUUUUACAUAUUUUCUUUUCAAAAUAAAUAUGAAUUUAAAACGAAAAUUUUAGCUUUCCGGAAGAUUCCGUCUUGUGACCGCUCGUUUGUGCAAAAAUUCUUCUAAUAGCGAAAAGUAUUGCCACAAAAUGGCAACACAAAAUAUCAUCCUUCAUCGACAGAGGCCAUUUUGUUUUCACUAGCAAAAUAACUUGUGAUAAGUGCGGACGUAUUUUUUAAGUGCAGGUGUGUUGAUUUCUUUUCUCAGGUAUGUGACCAAGUUUUACUGUUAUAAUCACUUUUCUUUGAUUAUUGUUAUUGUGUACACAUUCAAAACUUUGUAUAGUAUUUGAUACCAAGAAUUUAUUUGUGCUAAGUAAGAUGGCUAAUUUUUAAACAAUUUAAAACUACAAGAAGGUAGCAUUAUGUGACCUCCGUUGUGUGACUUUUUCUACGGUCACAUUUAACGGAACGAUAAGUCACUAUAGGUCGGAAUGCAUAAAGCUUAGUUCAUAAUGUAAAUGUUUACUCUCCGAAUUAACACAUAAGUACUAAAGUUAUAAAUUAUGUAGCUUUUUUCUUAUUUACUUUCAGUUUCAAAUUACACAUUUCAAAAAAACUUCAAUCUGUAAAAUUGAAGUUUACUGACGACUUUCAAACGUUAGAUAAGUUUUGUGAAUUUAAAAUAACUAUUGUUUUCCAUGUACCUGGGUAGUGUUUUUAAUACUUACCCAUGAGAUCCGCGUAGAACUAAGUAGGUAGAUAUUCAUACGAGUAGGUACCUACUAGACAACUAUUUUAUUUUUACACUUGCUCAUAAAAUGAACUUAUUUAAUCUUUAAUCAAGUUUUACUUAAAAAAACAAAUGUUGUAAGCUAUUGCUAUUAUACUGUAUUUAAUGAGCUUUUGUUUAUUUAAACAUCGCUCUCUGGUGUCAGAAACUUCUUUGAUAAAAUGUUUACUAUUCAAAUUAUUAUCAUUAAAUGAACGUCUUAUUUCAUGUCAUUGUAGGCAUAAAGGGGUAUUCUUCAUUCGGUGCCGAAACAGGAAUAGCUUGGUGCCGAAAAUCUUUGGUGCCGAAUAAGGAAUACCCCGGUAUAAAAGUCGUAACAAUUCCUUACUUCCAAGCAAAAAAGAGUUUUUGUACUUUAAUGGUUUAAAGCUAUCAGAUGCAUUUCGACAUUAAUCAGCCUACAACAAUAAUUUUGAAGCAAAUCUUAAUGCCUAGGUAAAGAUGCGAAACGAAAAUGACUGACAGAACCUGUAGUAUUAUUUAACACUUUUAGGUAUUACAAUGCCGCUUACUGGCGCGGAGAAAACGAGGAGAUACAGGGAAAAAUUAAAAAAUGAACGCCCGGAUGAAUAUGCCGCCCAAUGUAAAAAAACUUAGAUCGACUAAAGUCGAAAAAAAAGAAAAUCACGGAUAUGACACCAGAAGAAGCCGCAGAACAGAGAAAAAAAUGGCGGGAAGAAAAAAGGAAAAGUAGUGCUAAAAAAAAACAAAGGAAAAAUAUUACAGAAGUUACAAGAGAGCCAGAAAAUCCCAUUUCAAGAUCAGAUUUGAGCAUUUUAAACGGCUUCCGGCGAAAAUGUCGAUUUUUAGUAAAAAAGUGUCGAUACCUCCAACAAAAUGCAGAUAAACUUAAAACUGAAAAAGAAAAAUACAAGAAACGUCUACAUCGACUUAAAAUUAAAAACACAAAGGAAGUUAAUAGUUUGAAUCUGAUUAUUAGUAAAAUGCGUGCUAGGGAAGAAGUGUUAGAAUCUACUUUGAAAAAAACAUAUCAAAGUACUAAAUCUCACAAUGAUAAAAAAAUAUUUAAAAAAAUAGUGAACAAUUCUACUAACAAAACGUUGGUAACUAAAAUUCUGGGAUUAAUUGGCAAAACAAGAGGGAAAAAAAAGAAAAUAAGACUGAUAAAUAUCGAUGAAAUAACCAAAUUCUAUCUACGAGAUGAUGUUAGUCGAAUCACAUCGGGACGAAAGGAAACAAGAACACAGCAUAAAAAGAAAAAGCAGAUUAGGUAUCUGAUGGAUACGCUGGUCGAAACUUACAAGAAAUAUAAAGAUGGAGGUGGGAGAUAUGGUUUUACAACUUUCUUCAAACACAAACCAUUUUAUGUAUUAUCGCCUCGCCUUAAUGCAAGAGACACUUGUCUUUGCAUUAAACACAGUAAUCUCGAAUUCCAACAUGCUGCCUUAAGACGAUGUGGAGCGCUGAAGAUAGGAAUGAGAGAAGCCUUAAGUAACGUAGCUUGUGACACUAAAAAAUAUACUUGUAUGUAUGGUAAAUGCGAAUUAUGCAAAGAUAAAAAACUGGAUUUCGAGAGCUCUGAAAACAGUAAAACAGACGAUUCCAAUGUAUCCUGGCUUCACUGGGAACGCCAAGAUCACACCUAUUCAAAAAAAGAAGGAACUGAAACCAAAGAAGUUAAAACCAAAAGGACUAAAAAGAUCACUAAAUCAGGGACAUUACAAGAUCUGAAAAAUAUAUUUAAUGAAGAACUGCAUAAUUUCAAAAAACAUCACUAUAAUAUGCAACAACAGCAAAGCCAAUAUCAGAAAGCCAUCUCACAAUUAAAGGACAACGAAGUAGUUUUGGUCUGCGAUUUCUCCGAAAGUUACGAAGCUAAAUUGGCCAGUGAAAUACAAGCGAUGCACUUCGGAGCGUCAAAAAAUCAGAUAACAUUGCAUACUGGCAUGGUAUAUUGGCGUGACAAAUCACAAUCAUUUUGUACAAUUGCUGAAAGUAAUAAUCAUCAACCACCAGCUAUCUGGGCUCAUUUGACUCCAAUUAUCCGACUAAUUCAAGAAGAAACUCCAAAUGUGGAUGUCAUACAUUUUUUUAGUGAUGGUCCGUCUUCCCAAUACAGACAAAAAAAUAACUUUUUCUUGUUUGCCCACUUUGCAAAAGAACUGCAACUCAGUUUUGCUACAUGGUCUUUUUUUGAAUCAGGGCAUGGUAAAAGUGUGGCUGACGGUAUUGGGGGCAGUGUAAAGCGCGUUUUGGACAGAAAAGUUUGCCAUGGAUUUGACAUAACUGAUGCCAAGGAUGCUUAUGAUAUAUUGAAACAAUGCCUAAAGGUCACAAAAGUUUUUCUAGUUCCAGACAGUGCCAUUACCGACAUGACUCAUAUUUUACCCAAAAAUAUACAACCCUUAAAAGGAACCCUGCAGGUACAUCAGAUUAUGACCCAAGAUGAAAAUAUUAUACAAUUCAGAGACGUCAGUUGCUUUUGUGAACCUUUUCGAGGAUGCUGCACCUGCUUUCAGCCGCAAAUUCACUCAGUAGUUUCCACAACUAACAGAGGUGGUGAAAGAAUCCACCGAGAGCAAUCUGUGCCAAAACCACCUAAACCAUUACAACCCGGACGCCCAGUGUUAGUUGAUAUUUCAUUGGAACAGAAUCAGAUUCAAAUUGAACACAAAGAAACCAUAAAAUCAUUAGAAGGCAGCUCGCUGGCCGCUGCUUUGCCAGAAUUAGCAGGGACAUUUGAUAUUUCAGACAUGGAAUAUCUAACAAAUCUUGAUAUAAAUAUUGACAAUUCCGAAGAACCUGUAGAGCUUAUGGAUAUUAACGUAAUACCAAUUAUUAUUGCACCGAAACCCAAAAGCACAGACGGACAAAACCCUGAAAAAGAAAAUAAAAGCACAAAAAGGUGGUCGACUUACAAUUUAUUAUGCCAGAAAUGUAAAACUUCGAUUGUAGGUCGAAAAGCAAAAUGUAUGUCAUGUAAGAGACUGUACUGUGAAGAAUGCACCGAUGGUCCUACAGAAUGGGAUUAUCUUUGUGACACAUGCUUGGAAGGAGAUUAAAAUUCUGAUUUUCCAGGAUAAUUUUCGACAUGGUAAUAUACGCAGACAUAGAUAAGGUGCUGAAUUCCGAUGAUUUUAUGGAUUUCUACAUUUAUGACCUGAAAUGGCCUUGGACUGAGACACAUUUUGUUAUCAAUGAAUAUUGCUAUGGAUGCGGUCAAUACGUAAAUCAAUCUUCAAGAAUUGGACACUUUUCUCUAAUUAUGACUCGUGAAGAUAUAAAAAGUUUAUUAUUAACUUCUUUUUUUUGGUGUCUUUAUUGUAAUUACUCCGUAUAUGAUCAUUUAACUAAUGAUGAGUGUACUUUAUGUUCAAAUUAUUAAGCACGUAUUAAGAAGAAUGUGCAAUGAUUAAAAGUAUUUUUCAAAUAUUUUACCAAAGUCAAAUUCAAAUACCUAAUUAGAGUUUAUGUAGAUUACCACGGAACAGAAAAAACAAGGGGAAGUGCGAUGUAGGUGUGACACGCGUGUCAUAACUAGGUCCCUGGCUACCACUUGCACUUCAGACGUUUUAACGCGAUUGUCAACCUUAUCAGUGACGGAAUAUAAUGUAUAAUUGCUAACACUAAGAACACCGCCAACUAUGACAGGGUAGCGGAAAUUAUUAGUCAAUUGAAUAUACAUACUUUGACAUAAUACGUCUUAAAUAUAUUCUGCACUAUUGCAAAAAAAUUCUACGUAAUUGGUUUAACGUUUAUUUCCGGAUGAUAAGGUAUGCUACUUAAGCUGGUUUUGACUAAAACUUCAACGCCAAUCAAAAUAUUUAUUUCUUUGUAGUGAAUGUAUGAUUAUCGUUUCAUUUGUGUGAUUUUGGCGACAGCGGUUACCGUAGUAAUUGUGUUGGAUGACACUUCCCCUAGUUUUUUCUGUUCCGUGUAGAUUACUGAAAUAUUAUUAUUACCUAGUAUUUAUAUUUUAAGGUCAGGUAGGUACCUUUUUUGAUGAGGCUACUAACUUAAUAUCAUUUCAUUGAAAUAUUCUAAAAGAAUAUGCAUCUCAGAUUCUUAUUGUAAUUUUUUUAGAUUUGUUUAUUUAAUACGACUGAAAAAGUUAGUUACUGUAGUAAAGUUGUUAAGUUUUUUAUAAUUAUUAUUUACAAUAUAAACUCGAACAUAGUUCAAAAGUGUCACUUAAAUUAAGUAUUAUGAAAAACGGUAAGACUGAUUAAAGCUAUUGAUUUGAUAAGGAUUUAUUACUUAAAUAAAAAGAAUAUUUAAAAUAAUUGUUUUAUUUCUUACCUACUAAUGUUCUUAGAUUUUUUCCGUAAGUAAUUAUUAUUUUUUUGAACAUGAAACUAGUUCCAAUUUGAGAAACAGGGCUAAGAAUUUUGAAUUAUUAAUUGAUGUCAUAAUUUGUUGACUUUGUUUCAGUUUAAGACCUACCUACUAUGGCAGGUACUUACUUAUUAUUUAGGCAAUUUAUAAUUCAUUAUGAACCCAGCCUUAUCAUAUUGAAACUUCCAUUUUGUGACUGUCCCUUCUUAUUGAUGGUGUAAAUUCCAUGAAAUCAGAUGAAUUUUUGCCUUUUAAAUCUGUGCAAGGCACAAAUUAUAUUUACAGUGAAUGUAUUUCUUUUCUAAAAAGGUACACAUAUGAAGUAAAAUAUUAUGUUCUUUGAGUAAAAUUUAAAAAUAACCAAGUAAAAAGCGAUAGAGUCACCAAACCGAAUAAAAAAAAGUAUUUUUGUAUUAAUACCAGAAGCUAAGGCUAUUAUAUUAGACUUAUCAAUUGAUGACACGUAAUAUUAAUUGAAAUACGUUUAGAAAGGGCUUAUUAAUUUUAUACUUUUCUUUAAUUUUGCUUUUAAAUGUAGUCACAUAACGGAACUAGUUCCGUCAAAAAGUCCAUUUUGUUUUGAUAUUAUCAGGAAAAUGCCUCGUAUUCCGCGUUCUUUUUUGUUUUCCUGUAUAAUAAACUAUAUUUCCCAUUAUACUGUAGAAAAUUAAAAAGAAAAUAUAACUUAAUAAUUAAAAUCGAAUUUUAAAACAGGGUACACUUUUUUUUGAAAUUGCU